AUGGGACAGAGAGCUUCUGAUACCAGAGGAAUAACAUUUGAAGAUGUCCGUAUACCAAAAGAAAAUGUACUUGGUGUUCCAGGAGCUGGAUUUAAAAUAGCUAUGUCAACUUUUGACUUUACUAGACCUAUUGUGGCUGCAGGAGCUAUCGGUUUAGCCCAACGUGCGUUAGACGAAGCUACCAAAUACUCCAUGGAAAGAAAAACUUUCGGUGCCCCAAUUGCCAAACACCAAGCUAUAGCUUUCAUUUUGGCAGACAUGGCCAUCGGGAUAGAAACAUCCCGUUUAGCUUGUAUUAAAUCCGCCUGGGAAAUCGACAACGGAAUAAAAAAUACCCUCACAGCUUCAAUAGCUAAAGCUUACGCCUCUGAUGUAGCAAACAAGUGUGCAAGUGACGCAGUUCAAAUAUUCGGGGGCAAUGGAUUCAACAGCGAAUACCCGGUAGAAAAAUUAAUGAGGGAUGCAAAAAUUUUUCAGAUUUAUGAAGGAACUUCCCAGAUUCAGAGAAUUAUUAUUUCAAGGGCGCUUUUUGAAAAUGCUAAGCAAACUAUGUAG
Molecule: messenger RNA, 555 nt
Organism: Diabrotica balteata
Lineage: Eukaryota; Metazoa; Arthropoda; Insecta; Coleoptera; Chrysomelidae
Source: the annotation of a GenBank genome assembly